AUGAAGCUGAACAAUGUUAUGAUUGCCUAUAAUUUAUUCCAGAUUUUCAUCAACGUCGUUUUGAUUAUUUUAGGUUUACCAAAUUUAAAAACUGUUAAUCUGCUGUGUAGCAUUACUUCCCAAGAGUCUUUUUCCGUUGUAACAACUCACCAUGCAUAUGCAUUGCUCAGUAUUAUUUUCGUUUUACGAAAAAAGGAUAAUCAAGUUUCUUUACCACACGUGUUUCACCACAUUGGAGUAUUUUCCAUAACCUGGAUAGGACUUAAGUAUAGUCCUGGAGGUCCAAACUAUCUGAGUGCUGUCAUAAAUUGUGUUGUUCAUACGUUAAUGUAUUUUUAUUAUUUAUUAAGUACGUCGAUUGAUAAGAAACAGUUGUGGUGGAAAAAAUAUAUGACAGUGCUUCAAGUGGUUGCCAACUGGUUUAUAUUUUUGAUUAAUGUCGUAUCUUUACUGAACCCGUCCUGUUCGUAUCCUAAGUGGAUUUUACUGAGCGAUACAACGUAUAUGUUGUAUGGGUACAAACACGCCUACGUUUAA
This is a messenger RNA of Zophobas morio, 537 nucleotides long. Its product is annotated as very long chain fatty acid elongase 4-like. The transcript is spliced from 5 exons. Gene Ontology annotation, biological process: fatty acid elongation, polyunsaturated fatty acid; sphingolipid biosynthetic process; fatty acid elongation, saturated fatty acid. Bases 1 to 537 code for a protein of 178 amino acids. The record is from RefSeq and is a predicted model, not a curated record. Gene Ontology annotation, cellular component: endoplasmic reticulum membrane. Gene Ontology annotation, molecular function: fatty acid elongase activity. Lineage: Eukaryota; Metazoa; Arthropoda; Insecta; Coleoptera; Tenebrionidae.